Messenger RNA from Cannabis sativa, 1989 nucleotides. RefSeq names its product probable sugar phosphate/phosphate translocator At1g48230. The transcript is spliced from 10 exons. Gene Ontology annotation, molecular function: antiporter activity. NCBI's taxonomy places the organism in Eukaryota, Viridiplantae, Streptophyta, Magnoliopsida, Rosales, Cannabaceae. The coding region runs from base 567 to 1697 and encodes 376 amino acids. Gene Ontology annotation, cellular component: Golgi apparatus; endosome; trans-Golgi network. The record is from RefSeq and is a predicted model, not a curated record.
CCAUAAAGGAUGAAGUGUAGGAAGCGGCGUUGCGUUUGCGUAACAAAAUAACGACGAAGAUUCCGAGAUCAUCACAUGGGAACGACGAUGACAUUUAUGGAAGAUUCAUUGGAAUCCGAACGAGUCGACUCAACGAUUCGUCCCCCAUUUCUCUAAACCAACUACUCUUUCCUUCUCCCAUUCUCACCACAUUCACUCCCACUGCUACUUCUUCUUCUCCUAUUUCUUCCAUUGUACGGAAUACGGAUCAUCAGAUUUGCAGGUCAGUAAGAAGUAAGAGUCUGUUCCAUUGAUCAAUGACUCGGGGUUUUCAUGAGAGUCAAACAAUUGCAUACGUUUUAAGUAGCGUUAGUGAAAAUGUGAGACACCGUUGCUUUGGAUCCAUGCUUGGCAUCGCAGCUUUCUUAAAAUUGAAGCUUCUUCUCACCAUUGUUCCCCUAAAUCUGAGUCCAGUUGUCUAUGGAUUGGCUUCACAACUCUUGUGUUUUGAAUUUGUUUUAUCUGCACAAAAUCAGGCUUAUGAUUUGGACCAUUGAAAGUCAAUUGUGGACACUAUACAGUACACAAUGAUCGGCAAGCAGCAUCUGUUAACGUACAUAUACCUUUUACUUUACAUCACCCUUUCAUCUGGGGUUAUUCUCUACAACAAGUGGUUCCUCUCUACAAGGUACUUCAACUUUCCAUAUCCAAUCACACUCACCAUGAUUCAUAUGGGUUUUUCUGGUGCUGUGGCCUUCUUUCUUAUCCGUGUUGUCAAGGUUGUUUCUCCUAUCAAAAUGACCUUCAAAAUAUACAUGACUUGUGUGGUUCCCAUAAGUGCCUUCUUUGCAUCAAGUCUAUGGUUUGGCAAUACUGCUUAUUUGUUCAUUUCUGUGGCCUUCAUCCAGAUGCUUAAAGCCCUAAUGCCUGUGGCAACAUUCCUAGUAGCUGUGUUUUGUGGCACAGAUGUUUUAAGGUGUGAUGUGUUCUUAAACAUGGUGCUUAUCAGUGUUGGAGUGGCUGUAUCUUCAUAUGGGGAAAUUCAUUUUAACAUGACUGGUACUGUUUACCAAGUCAUGGGAAUUGUUGGAGAGGCCCUCAGGCUUGUAUUGACACAAGUUCUUCUUCAGAACAAGGGUUUAACUCUAAAUCCUGUUACCACUCUUUAUUACAUAGCACCAUGCAGCUUUGUGUUUCUCUCUAUUCCUUGGUAUAUUUUGGAGAGUCCUGCAUUAGAAGUUUCUCAGAUUCAAUUUAAUUUCUGGAUUUUUUUCUCAAAUGCACUUGCUGCACUGGCAUUGAAUAUUUCAACUUUCCUAGUCAUUGGUAGAACUGGAGCAGUAACUAUCCGAGUUGCUGGAGUCAUGAAAGAUUGGAUAUUGAUUGCCCUGUCAACAGUUAUAUUUCCUGAGUCCAUGAUAACAGGUCUCAACAUAACUGGUUAUGCAAUAGCUUUAUGUGGUGUUGUUGUGUACAACUACUUAAAGAUGAGGGACUCUCGAUCCGCUCAACUUCCUUCAGGAAUUAUCCCAGAUAAAGCAGUGCAGGAUCUGAAGAUGGAGAAGUCAUAUGAUCUGUACACACCGGAUGACGAAGAUGAGAAGAAGAAGAAGAGCAAUGUGGGGAGAAGUGGAUGGAAUAGUUCCGGUCCAGAUUCUCGAGUGGAUGAAGAGGCACCUUUAAUUCCUUCACUAAAAUCCCAGCUUGGGAAAAGUUAGCAGCCAGCUUUAGGAGUGACCAAAGUAUGAGAUAGCAAGUUGACAUUACAACACCAUAUCCUUUUUUUUAAUUGGUUUUGUUAGAGCAUCGUAUAGUCAAAGUAGUUAGUGGUCUUUCAUUGUAAAGGAAAACCUAUUCUUUUAGUAAGUAAUGAGGGAUUAUUUUUGACUGAAUUCUCCUGGAUUCCAUUGUAAACAUCAAUGGCAUUUGGCAACUAUUAUUGUACCAGAUUUCUAAUCCCAAUUCUUAUUCUAAUUCUAAUGGAUUCUUAAGCCAGGAGGAAUACAUAAA